This is a messenger RNA of Symbiodinium sp. CCMP2456, 2655 nucleotides long. Lineage: Eukaryota; Dinophyceae; Suessiales; Symbiodiniaceae. The record is from the annotation of a GenBank genome assembly.
AUGGCCGCUGGUUGCAGGAUUGGCAGUGAGGUGCCUUUGUGCUUUGGCUGUGGCCAGCAUCGCUCACCAGGGCACCAAGGAGGACCGGGCGGAAAAGCAAGCCUGGACACGCCGGGUGAUCCCACAGUUGCGCGUGGUGCUCGAGGCACAUCCGAAGUCCUUUCAGGUGCAGCAGCUCGUGGCCGAAGGCUGCUGUCUCCUCCUUCGUCACGGCCACGGGAAUCUAGGUUUCUCCGAGCUGGUGGAGACUCUCAGGGUGAGGCGCAGGUUCCGACGGCGGAAAGGGCGAUGCAAACGGCCUGCGCAGAGAUUUCUAGCAUCUUUACGAACUCGGUGGCCCCGCGCCUCACCGAUCCUGGCAUCCACAGCGCGAGCUUGCAGUGCGUCCGACUCCUGGAGCUCCUGAGGGUCUUGGUUUUGUACAGCCGGAGCAGACCUUCCGAGGCUUCCGGCCGCCGAGAACGUCGGGAGGCGGAUGAGGCCUUGAUCGUGUUGCCCCAAGCGAAGAUCCUGGCAACGGUGGAGCUCCUCCUGACCUCCCUGACGCGGGAGACGUCGGUAGCUUCCCAGGUGCUUUCUGCCAGCUCCCCUACGGGUCAGCUUGUCACCAAGGCGCUUGACUUGCUUACAGCCCUCCUCGACGUUUGCGGUACGGCCGCCUUGGUCUUCUCUGCCCAGCUUCGGCGCUUUCUGGAGUUGCUGUCGGACUGGUCUCCGAAGGACCACAUCGCUCACAGCAAGGUGGUUCUCAGCUUCGUGCUGAGCCUUGAGAGGACCGCCCCGGCCAUCCUCCUUCGGAAGCCACUACUGAACCGGCUAUGCCUCUAUGCAAUGGAGGCUAUGCAGCAUGAGAUCGGCCUCACCGGUCGAACUGCGAGCCAAAGUGCCCGCACGUCGCGCAAGAGGAAGGCCGAAGUGCUGGAAGACGCCGCAGACUUCUGCCAGCCGCUGUUUCCAGUGGCAUGCCAGGCGCUAGCACGCCUUGUGGAGAGGGGCGCAGCACUGCUAGAGCAGCAGUUGGUGGCGAGCAUCUGUGAGCAGGUUGUGCACACUGUUUGGCACGGAGCUUUGCGGGCGCCUUCCACCGUCACCGGCAAAGAGCUGGACAGGUGCCUGGUGUUCAAGCAGAUCUGUCGGUCACCAGAGGCAGUGCUUGGGCUGCUUGAGGUGAUCGAGGUGCUGGUCGAGCCCAGGCAGUUGGGUUCAAAGCCCUUGGCGCCAAGCUUGCUGAACGCCUUUGCGGCCAUCCUUUCCACACUGCAGGGGGCCUUUGAGAGACACGCGCUGCAAAAGCCCAGCGAUGAUGCCAUGACUGCUGGGGUUCGCACAAAGCUCGCUCAGCUCGCCGACACCAUCCGCGUCGAUCAGUUUCCGCGACCUGCGGAAGGCAAAGGGAUCUCCAUCUCCUGGCCGGAUGCCUCAGCCCCGGAGAGCCCAAAGCUUCUUCCAUCUGCGGAGCCUUUCGGCGCGACGCCCCGAAGUCACAAAGAAACGACGAGGGAGGCGAUGCCCAGCCUCCCAACCCCAGAGAAGCUGCCGACGAAGGCCCCGGUCGUGGAAGAGCCCAUGGAGGUGGACGCGGCGGAAACUUCCGCGGACGCACCGGCAGCCACCGCAACACCCGAGGUGGUCCGGUCCACCAAGGAAGUCCAAGAAAAGGAGAUCUCAGUAGACUCCUCGGUAGACACCUUCCAGGACACCUUGGAGGAAGAUGCCGGGCCGGAGGUCUCUGAGGAGAAAGGCGAGGACCCCGUCACUGCAGCGGUCCUCCCGGUGGGCGCAAGAGAGGAAGAGGAGGCGGCGCCUUCGAGUGGCGUGCAGGAAGAGGUCUUCUCGACGCCCAUGAAUGCUGUGCAAAGGGAAGACUUCCAGACGCCCCUGAACUCUGUGACGGCGCAGGAGGUCACAGAGGCGAAUUUUCCUGACACCGUCCCGGCACUUCCAGAGGAAGUACCCGCCGCUUCCUCUGGCGACGGAGAUGCCAAGGUUGGUGACGACGGGAAGUUGGAGCUUUUCCCCGCCGAAGGAUUCCCAGAUCUGGGUGGCGGAAUGCAGGCCGCAAGUGCUCAGAUCGGCAUCGGCGGCGGGAUCCUUAGCCGGGGCACCGCGCAACUCGGCAAAGGUGUGGCGACGACCCUUCAGAAGUCUGAGCCCGACAUGAUCAAGGCCUUAGACAAAGCGUUGGGGCUGGACCACCCGACGGACAAAGUCAAGCAGGCGGCGCAGAAGAUGGUCAACAAGAACGCAGAGGCAGCGGCCGGCGGCUUAGUGGCGGCCGUGAGCAACUUCUCCAAGGCACUCAGCCAAGGGGAGCUAGAUGUUGCUGGCAACGUGAGCAGCGCUCUUGCGGCCGUCGGCAGCGCUCUGGAGAACCAGAAGGACCCAUUGGCAGGUCAGCCGGCAAACUCCGAAGACAUGGCCAGAAAUGCCCAGUACGCCAUGAACAACUUCACCUCCAUGGUUCGACAAGGUGAGCAGAGCUUGGGCAAGAUCUUUAAGCCAAACCCGCAGGCUCCGAACCCCUUCCAGGACGUCUUCAAGAAUCCUUUCGAGAAGGCGAAGCCAGCCACUAAUCCCUUAGAGGCGAUCGGCAACAUGCUGCCGGGGGCCCAGCCCGCCGCUUCCCCGAGCCCUCAGCCGGGGGUUUUCCAGUGA